This is a messenger RNA of Schistosoma haematobium, 9792 nucleotides long. Its product is annotated as Transcription initiation factor TFIID subunit 5. Gene Ontology annotation, cellular component: transcription factor TFIID complex. The transcript is spliced from 12 exons. Gene Ontology annotation, molecular function: protein binding; RNA polymerase II general transcription initiation factor activity. The coding region runs from base 1745 to 2854 and encodes 369 amino acids. Gene Ontology annotation, biological process: transcription initiation at RNA polymerase II promoter. Lineage: Eukaryota; Metazoa; Platyhelminthes; Trematoda; Strigeidida; Schistosomatidae. The record is from RefSeq and is a predicted model, not a curated record.
GUCGCCGCCUCUUUUGGUAUAAUCGGAACACAGAAGACAAUGGGCUCGAAUGAGGAAAUCCUAAGUGCUCUGAAGAUCCUCCAGAAGUACAAUUUAAAAGAAUCGGAGCUUGCUUUAAAACAAGAAGCUGGUCUCAUUAAUGAAAAAAUUGCUGAGGAGUUUCUGAAAUUUAAAGCGUCAGUUCCUUCUACUUUUUGUUACGAUCCUUCAGUCAAGUAAAGGAUGAACCAGAGAACUUUUGCGCUAACUACCAGUCUAUUCUCACAUUUAUGGAUUCGGUUCCUGAUGUACAUAAAGUGGAGUUGUCUACGUUACUCUUCCCUAUUUUUGUCCAUAUGUAUCUCCGUCUAAUCAGUGGAAACAUUUGUGGAGAGGGUAAUUUCAUUCGUUUUCUUAUGAAGACAGCCAAAAAGUUCCUCGUAACCUUCAGGAAAUAUCAAGAAGAUUUUUACCAGUUAGAUAUUAAUAUGCUAUCGAACAUUACUAGUUCACAACACUUGUCAAUGAAUCCUUUAAUUGAAUCGUUUAGAGCUUCCGAGUUUGUUGUCAGUGUUUCGGCCGAGUCUUAUUCACUUCUGCGUCAGUUUCUUCAAGAUAAAGAAAUGAAUGUCAUUCAAAGUAUUUUAAAGGAACAGUUAUCACUUGAAAUCGUCAAUGGCCCUCCUAGGUCAAAGCUCCAAGUCGAUUGCCGUCGUGGUGCUUUAUUUGGCGAGGCUCACUUUGACGCUAACAAAGAACCUGUUUUGUAUGGUCUUCUAAGAGAUCCUACAUUAGACUUACCAGCCGAAAUGGAUACUGAUCCUGGCUUCAAUGACAUUGAUGGGAGCAAUGUAGAUAAUAACGAAGAUAACGGGGAUCAGAGUGUUGCGAAAAAGAAAAAACGGAGGGAUGGUAUGACGUCAGGUUUUGGACAUCCUGGUAGACCAUCUCUUUCAAAAGAUGUUAGCAAAUCUGACUCCAACUCUCCAGCUCUUGAUCGAAUUCCGCUGCCUAAGGUAGUUUCUAUCUACUUGUUGCUUGUUUUAUAAUCGAUUGUCAUCAAUUUGUUUUGGAAGAGCUUUGUAUUUAGGAUACCGAGAUUUCUAAAGUUAGCAUCAGUUUAGUCCCCUAAAUCACAUUUAGUUUGCUCUGUCCCGAAAGCCUGUUGAUACUUGAGUUCUGUGUACGUUUGUUCAAUGAUAGAUGUUUUUCAUGUGUGGACUUAUGUCGCUUAUUCAUACUCAGUACUUUCAUUGAUCGUGUAUUUUAAAGGCUGUAUUUUCUAAAAGUUAUUUCAAAACAAAAAUUCAAACUAAAUUUGGAUGUAGAUUAACAAAAAGUCCGCAACCACCAUUAGUGAUGGUGGUAAAGAGCUUUUUCUCUGUAAAUUCCAUGUAUGAAGGUAAGUUGAUUGUCAAUAACUGUAUACUGUGGUUUGCGACCAUUAAUACUUCUAUGUUCUAGCUGUUGUUUAUUUAUAAUUUUCUAGCUGCGCGAGUCAUACAUUGAAAGCAAACAAGCUCUUUCACGAGAGAUAUCUACUCUUCUACGUAAUUAUCAACAGCGAAAUCCACAAAAGUCAUCAAUCGGUACAAGCACAGUCCUUUAUACAAUAUGCAAUGCUCAGGCUGGUGAGUCAACCCUAGCUAUUCGAAGAGGUGGUGUUACAUGUUGCAGUUUCAGUGAUGACUCAUCACAACUAGCUGCUGGGUUCGGAUCAGGUCGUAUCCGUGUUUGGUCUUUAGGCCCCGAAUCAUUAAGGCGUAUGCUUCCGGCUUCAGAGUUGAGCUUACUGGAUAAAGAUGACUCUAGAGUAAAAACUAAUAUGUUAUAUGACGAAAAUGAUGAGACCCACCUAACUCGGGAUCUGCUAGGUCAUCUUGGCAGUGUGUUCGGUGUUGCGUUUAGUCCUGACCGACAACUCAUUGCUUCAGCUAGCUCAGAUGGCACUGUCCGAUUAUGGUCCACAUUAAUGUGGGGUGGUGCUCUAACUGCAUGGCGUGAUCAUCUUCUACCUGUUUGGUGUGUUACUUGGGCUCCCACAUAUGGUCACUAUAUAGCGACAGGAGGAGCUGAUCGUAGUGCACAUUUGUAUGCAACUGAUCAUGCACCAGAUGCUUUGCGUGUUUUUGUUGGACAUAAAGGAGAUGUGACGUCAGUGUGUAUACAUCCAAAUGUUAAUUAUCUUGCAACUGGCAGCGCUGAUCGAGCUGUACGCUUAUUUGAUGUUCGUUCUGGAAAGCUAACAAGGAUCUAUACAGGUCAUAAGGGUUCUGUUCAGAGUCUGGCGUUUUCACCUUGUGGUCGUUAUCUGGCUAGUGGAGGUUGGUGUGGUACUACAUGUCUUUGGGACUUAGGGUCUGGACAACAGGUUGGUCAGCUUGGAGGUUAUUCGGCAUCUAGGACUUCUGUAAAUCAGCCAAGUAGUGAUUGUGACUCUCAGGAAGCUAACUCAGACUCAAGUCAGUGGUUGACUGGUCCGGUUGUAUCUCUCGCAUUUUGUCCGGGUAAUUCAGGACGUUUGGCUUCGGGUGGUCUAGAGGGAGCUCUACGAAUAUGGAAUACAGUUAGUGGUUGGUCAACAGCUGUUACUACUCCAGCUACUGGUAAUAACGAUGAUAAAAACGCCAAAACUAAUCUUUUGGCAUUGCAUCGAUUCACUAAACAGCAGUUUGUCCGUCAAAACUCUAAAAUUAAUAAAAGCAGUGGAGUCGGAGGUCAUAAUGUUUUAGGAUAUUAUUCUUCAGCGACUGGUCCUGAUGUUUCUGAUGCAUGUGCUAAUGAAGUGUUUUUCACUAGACGUACCUCAGUCCUCGGACUACACUAUGUUCAUCCUUAUUUGCUUUUGGCAGCUGGACCAUAUAACCAAACCUGAUUGCUCUAAGUAGGUAUUCUUAAUGUACAGUUGAUUUUUAUAUUUAAUUCUCAAACAUUAUUUCGACACUUAUUGUUUAGAUGUCUUUUAUGCUACUGCAUUUCCAUAAAAGUAGUUUAUGUUAUGUCUCUAAUAUUUUCUAGGCAUCAGUGGUUUUUAUACGUUCGUUACUACGAUAUUUCAUUUACCUAUCCUCGAUUUUCCGAUUGUUUCAUUAAACUACUUUGUAAUUAACCAGCAUCAUGUACAAAGUGUAAAUUGAUUUUUCAAACAGAGAUACUUGUUUUUUAUUGUACUGGUGUUUACACCUAGUAAUGUCAUGCAGUCGUAAUCAACAUGGGGUCUGGCACAAAUAUAAAGUAACUCAAUUUACAAUUAAGUCAUCAAUAAUGGCGACAAUAUAUUUCGAAUAAAUUGAAUGGAAGCGUGAUUAUUAAAACUUAAGAUUCAGAGGAAGACCCGUACUGGCAAAAUAUGUUCCACUGCAACCAACUUUGAUUCAUGUCACUAAGAGUCUGUCACUAUAAAUUAUCUUGAAGAUGUAAACCUAGAAAUCCCCAUCUCCUGAGACAGUCAUGAAUUGAUCCCAUGUCCUAAGUUUGUUCGCCCCGAACUUUUUUCGACUUAAUGCAAUGUUAGCGACUAUUGUAAGUUGAUGUACGUGGUGGUUAAGCAUCCUAAACUCACCUUUAUGAUCCUACAUCAUCUACUGAAGACAUUCUCAAUGGUAUACUGUUUAUGGUUCAGAACAAACAUACAAUGAAAAGUGGGGGAGCUUCAAAGUCAAGUUUAGAAAGUUGGUUACAGAUUGUUUGAUGGGUUUAUGACGCUGUUCUCUCAGGAUUAUCUUGCACUUCACUUGCAUCAAGUAAUGAUACAGUUAUAGAUUAUUCGAUUGGCUAACUCAUUACUCCUGUUCAUGGAUUAAAUGUUACUCGUGUUUAGUCAUGUAACUGUCAGUAUCUUAGAAUAAUUGCAGAUAAAACAAUAUUCAACGUUUCUUACAUCUAUCUCUCUGCAAUUCACGAAAGUUCGUAUUUGUUUUUAAAGGAAAUACGGCGAAAGGAGAUGAGCUACGAAGAUAUAAACAAAGAUGGAUAAAUUAACCCUUUCUGUUGGGCUCUGAAUAAGAUUACCUAGUCCUUGCACCAACGGAUUAUGAGUAUAGGGGAUGCUAACCAAAUUUCCUGGGCUACCCAAAAUGAUAAAUGUUGGAGAAACACUAAAAUUGAAUAGUUGGACUGUAUUCCUGAAAUAAUGCUCAGUUUUCUCCCACAAACGGGCCGUUAAUUUACUUUAGACUAAUAUUUACACUAGAAACCCUCCUAGCGUCUAUUCUACAGAACUUCGACACAACUCGGAUCAAGAACAUGUGACUGGCCUGAUCAUAGCCUAAGUAUAUUACCAACCAACAACAAUAAUAACAAGGGUACGAAAGUAUAUAACGCAUCUAAUACCUGUCAGACUGUCUACUAGUCUGACUAGAUAAACCAAUCAUUAUUUCCUCAUCCACAGAUGAUGGAGAAAACUACCUGAAAUUCUAAAUGGUAUUCACACUGUUAAGUCUUUUUCCUCUGUCAAUUAUCACGUGACAAAUUUACCAAUCACAAUACCGACUUACAUGACCGUGUUCCUGCGUUAAACCAAUGACAUGUCAACCAGCACUAUCAGCCUUGCGUCAACUCUGAGUUUGUAUUGUUUCUCAAAAUAGUCACUUAUCACCUAGCCCUACCCAUUGAGUCCGGAACACAAUCUCAACCUCCACUGUAUUUCAUUUCAGACACACGUAGUUUAUAUACAAGCAAACCAGAUCGCAUCAUACCAUAAAAAGUAAAAAUUACACAAGACCGAGCCAAAAAUGGCUGUCAGUGUGAGAAACCAUAACUAAUGGAUUGGGAAUAACUUAGGAAUAGUAAAUUGUGAAAUAAUCAAUAGAUAAGUUGAAAGCUUAUGAUAAAAGAAAUAUAAAUCUAUAUAAUUUAGUCACUUAACAGUUAUACAAUGAGAAUAUAUAUAAUAACAGUCUACAAAUAGUUCUUGGAAGUUACCCAUAAUUUAAUUUUCGGAUACAACACCCCUUUUUCGAAGCAUUAAGGAUAAUAAAGACCAUAAGGACUUAUUCAGUUAGUUUUUCGUCGAAUGCUGUGCGACCGCUUGGAGGUGUUGUACACUUUCUCCUGCUACUUGAAUCCUUUUUAGUUUAAUUAUCCAAUCCAGUUAAUGUGUUUAAUAGUAUAGCCGGCUUUAAAUCACUUUCAGUUUCCCACUCUUGUCUGGUCGGCCGUAGUUGGUUUUCAUAUCGUACCUAUAUCUUCUCUCCAAUUUCCACUUCAUAAAUGACUUUUCCUUCAAUACGGAUUAUUGUUCCAAUCUUCCAGGUUGGCUUUACUCCAUAGAAAUCUCUUGUGACUAUCGUUUGCCCCACACUGAACUUUCUGGACAAUACACCGUGUUCCUUAUUGAAUCGUCGUUCCUGAAGAGGCUGGUUUUAGGUCUUGGUUUCAUUUGUUCUAUUAAUAUCUUAAUUUCCUUUUCAAACAUCGUUUCUGCUGGGCUUUCUUAAUUAUUUGUUGCUGGGUUUGGCGUUGCUCAGUAGGUUAACAAAAAUCUUUGAAUUACAUCCUCCUCCCCCUCCCUCAGCAUUAAUUAGUGUUCUUUAGCGACUACAAUUAUUUCAAGCCUAGGAUUGCAGUCGGUCAGCAACAGUGUAGAGGAUAAAAUUCUUUUUAUUUCGUCGAAAGAAUUUCGACAUUCGUUUGCGCAGUACCAUGUUGCUUAGCUAUCAAAAGUUGGUUUAAUGGGCGUCGCAAUUUGUUCAUGUAAGGUACGAACAUACUAUAAUAUCCAACAAUCCGCAAAAAUGAACAGAGCAUUAUAACAUCAGUCGGUCUGGGCAUGUUUUUGAUAGCAUUUAUAUUACAUGGAUCUGGCCGACAACCAUCCUUAUCAAAUAUAUAUCCAAGUUAUCUAACAGACUCGAGCGGGAAUUCACACUUUUUUUUUGUCACUGAAAACCAGCUUGCAAUAUUUUAUUGAGCACAACGUCCAGCUGGCCCAUUAGUUCUAGAGUUGAAGAACCAAUAGUUAUGGUAUCCAAAUAAACUGAUACACCAAGGUUAGUAUCCAUUUCAAAUAUAGAAGUAAGAUGUGCUUUUUUUCAAAUAUAACCUAAAUAUGGGAUUGAAGCGGAAAAAAAUCUUUCCUAGAUAUUUACAAAUUUUGUUAAUUUGACGAACUGUUACGUAGCUAAGAGCUUCAUUUCUCUUUUUAGUAAAUAUUGUCGCGUACAUACAUUUAUUUUUAGUGAAAAGGAUUUAUAGUAGUUAGAAGUAUUCGAAUUAAUGUGCUCAAUAAGAAUUCCGAAAUAGUGCAAUUUGAGACAGUUAGAAAUAGAUGAACACAAAUGAACGUAUUAUAUUUGGAAUUCAUAAUCAGCGGGAAUUCGAGUCCAAAGGAAUCAUUAGUUCGUACAAGUACUACAGGAUUAUAUAUCCAUUCGAAUUCACUUUCAGAAAACUGAACUCAAAGUGAAUUUUCACUUUUGUGAUUUUCUCCAUCUUUUUGAGUACACAUUUUAAAUCUUGAAUCACACUGACUGAAUUUCACUUGCACCCACUAAGAUUAAGUGCGUUAACACCAUUAUUCUAUACUCUAACGAUCGAUAGCCUACAAAACAUUCUCACUCUUUCCCAAGUUACCGAUCAGAACACUGAAAAGACCAGCCGAUUUCUUCGUGUCAUUCGGUAUUCUUUAUGUAUUUUCCAAAACCCACGUGAUUGUGGACAUAAAAUACACGAUCACAACUCACCAUAAAAAAUUCAAUAUAUUACAUCACUAAGAGCAAAUUCGCGAAACAGGUUUACAAUUAGAUGAAGCGACGAUUAAUUAAUUGGAUAUGAAGAAAUCCAGGUAGAUUUAAACGAAUCGUAUAUAAAACCUUAAAAUCAAACUGUGGAUCAUUAGAAAGAUUACAGUCGAUUAGAUGUUCAAGUAUGUUCAAGAGUAGGUGAACUGGUAGACGGAUAUGGAUGCGACUAGACGUGGAAGCUUAUCUUUUAUGUAUACAGAAAACACAUUCUUACUACUGAACGUUAUUUUCAGUUUUGCUGCAUAGAAUGUUCUUUUUGUCGCUAUCGUUAUACGAUUUUUGAUUACAUCAACUCGGAUACAGGAACAUGUCUCGGUGUGAUUCUACAAGGGUGAGAGGAAAGCAGUUACGAGUUCCAUACUCGGACAUCUAAUCGACUAUAAUCAUUCUACUGAUCCACAGUUUGAUUUUAAGGUUGUAUAUAUGAUCCGUCCAAAUUAAUUAAUUGAAUAAAAGUUUACGAUUAGGACAACAAUAAAAUAUCAUAAACCGGCUGUUUUUCUGAAUACACUAAAAAUACAUAUACUGAUUCUGCAGAAAAUAACUUCCAAAGUUUCAAAUUUCUACUUAGUCUAUUUAUUCUAAUCCAUUGAUUAUUAUUUAAUUAUUUAUUUAUUUGAACAUAUAAAUAUUGGUACAAGAAUGCGCCAAAUAUAUAUGCGCUACACAAAACAAUGAGAAUUUAAGGGGAAGGAAGAAAAAGAAGAGAAUGAUAACGAAGAGAUUGAUGUAAGGUGGUGUAAUAAUGAUAAUGGUGAAAACGGGGGAACGGAAAGGCACAAUCAGAAGAAAUCUUUCAGGAUUCAUCCUAUUCAUAAGAUGGAUCAAUGACUUAAAAUCACAGAGAAUAAAUCAUGUAACGCACAAAUUUAAUGGAGAACAGUUUCAGAGAAGAUUGGAUCUCGUUCUUUUGCGUCCUAACUAAAUUCUGAUAAUGGACCAAUCAAAUAGAGGGCUGAACAUUCAAUUGAAUGUCUUUUUCCAUUUCUUCCAAUCACAAAGAGAAUAUGAAAUAUAAUUUGAUAGACAAACAUAUUUGUUUAUUAAUUAACCAAAAUAAAACGAAUAGGAUUUCAUAGACCUUCACAAAUCAAAUUAUUGUACGCUAUUGGAUUCACGGUGGAGUGUACACUCUCAUUCUUUAUUAAACGGGAUUUUUAAGAGUACACAAACGAUGACUGAUCAGAAGUUAGCAAAAGCAAAAGUGGUAUUUGUAUUAGGUGGACCAGGAAGUGGUAAGGGUACACAGUGUGAAAAAUUAGUCCAGAAAUUUCAUUUCAAUCACUUAUCCAGUGGUGAUCUUUUACGAGCUGAAGUUCAAUCCGGUUCACCAAAAGGUAAAGAGUUAAAAGCUAUGAUGGAGAGAGGUGAACUUGUUCCUUUGGAAGUUGUUUUAGCUUUACUUAAAGAAGCAAUGAUUAAACUGGUUGACAAAAAUUGUCAUUUCCUUAUCGAUGGAUAUCCACGUGAACUGGAUCAAGGCAUUAAAUUUGAAAACGAGGUAUGUCCUUGUUUGUGUGUGAUUAAUUUCGAUGUGAGUGAAGAGGUGAUGCGUAAAAGACUACUGAAAAGAGCAGAGACUAGUAAUCGUGUUGAUGAUAAUGAAGAGACAAUUGUGAAACGUUUUCGCACUUUCAAUGAAUUAACAAAACCUGUUAUUGAACACUAUAAGAAAGAAAAUAAAGUAAUCACUAUUGAUGCUUCUGGUACAGUAGAAGAAAUUUUCGAGAAAGUUAAUCAUGGACUUCAAAAAUUCGGUGUGAAAUAAUUCAAUUCGUUUCAUUAGAUCAUUACCGCCAACAUAUUCACCUAAUUUCAUUACUUUAUUUUUUAAGUGUCCUAAAUAUUAAUUUAUCUUCUAUUGUACUACUACUGUUUAUAAUAUGGUUAUUACUAUUAUUAUAUUGAUUUAUAUUUUAAAACCUUAGAUGAUAGAUAUUACUUACAAAUAGUUUAUUAGUACAACCACAUAAUCAAUAUAUAUGACCUGAUUUCGUCCAGAAGAAUAUAUUUUGUUUUGUUUACUUUUCAUUGAUAGAAGCAACUUCUUUGUUUUGUCCUAAUUACUCACCUUUUAAAUGUUUCGUUUUUUCUCCGUACAAGGUUUAUCUAUUUUAUUUUAUGUUAUCUCUCGUUUUUCUCUUGCUCUUUUUCAAGUGCCUGUACAUCGAUUGUCUCUUCUAGAUUCUUUGUUUCCUAUUGUUUAUAUAGAUAACCUUUCUUUUGAAAAGAAACUUAUAAAGUAAACAAAUAAAUAAACAAUUUCUUAUUUAAAUUGUCUGACUAUUAAACUAAUUAACAAUUAGUAGUAACAUAAAUGUUUAUAUAAUAAUUAAAAAAAAGACAAAAUUAUUUAAAACCACGACCAAAAGUUUAUAGUGGAGAAUUCAUUUGAAAUUGAUGCAUUUAUAACAUUGAUCUGGAUAUUUUUGUUAGUUUAAAAUGAUUGGAUUGUACAGACUGAAGGUCAAACUAUAAAUCAAAUUAUCUUUUUAAAACAAUAUUGAAAUUUCAAUAUUGAACUGUUACUAAAAAGAGAUAAGAUUCAUUAACUUGUUUAAAGCAAAGCCACAAAUGAAUCUAAACUUUUGUUAUUUAUUCAAAGUUAUCUGUAUGGAAAACAAAAUCUAUUUGUCUAUUCAGUGUAACAUUUUACUGUUCACAACUUAUUUCGAUUCUCUAAGAAACUUAGUAUUCUAUCUUUUACAAUUUUCUGUUUCAGAAAGCCAAGAACAAGUGAAUAUGUGUUUUAUUAUAUUUCGUGACUUUAUAUUAUGAUAAAUUCAUUAUUGAAUACGAGGUGGAUAUUAAUAUGUUUAGGUUUUGCGACUAAAGUAAUAUGUACAGUUCAUCGAGAUGUUAUUUCAUUGUUCAAGUUUUUUAACAUUAGUCUAUUGAUACUAUAGAACUGUCCUCAUCUAAUAUGAUCAGAUCAUUUCAAAUUUAGCUUAAUUCAUGUAGCACUGAUUCGGGCUAGAACUUCAAGUAAUAAAUCUCAAAACCUAAGUUUACUAUUGACUAAGUGAUUAUGCAGAAGAGAUCUUUUGUUGGCUACGUAUCUCGGUUACAU